Molecule: messenger RNA, 1647 nt
Organism: Mesocestoides corti
Lineage: Eukaryota; Metazoa; Platyhelminthes; Cestoda; Cyclophyllidea; Mesocestoididae
Source: the annotation of a GenBank genome assembly
AUGCUGCAAACUACUCAAAAGACCGCCUCUGUUGUCACUCCCGUGCAUGCCAAAGACUCCGAUGGCACUGUUACCAAACCGAACACUUCGGGGCAACACGCUGAAGAUCUCAAGCCCGAGGUCUCGUCCCAUGACAUGGGGACCGAGGCCAGACCCACCAGAGAGUCGACUAGGAACUUUGACACCAAGACGGAUAAAUCCCAAGAUGAGGAACGAAAGUUGUUUGUGGGGAUGCUGAGCAAACAGCAGAACGAGGAUGACGUGCGACGGCUUUUUGAGCCGUUUGGGACAAUUGAAGAGUGCACGAUUUUGCGGGAUCAAGCAGGCAACAGCAAAGGCUGCGCUUUCGUGAAAUUCUCCAGUCAAACCGAGGCCCAGUCCGCCAUCGUCGCUUUGCACGGAAGUCAAACCAUGGCUGUACGUUGGUUCCCUUCCCUUGUGGGCAUUCCUCUCUUCAUUCCACACCACCACAAGUCGCUUCUAGGCGCGUCGUCGAGCAUAGUGGUGAAGUUUGCCGACACCGAGAAGGAGCGACACUCAAGGAAGCUGCAGCAGCUGAUCGGUCCUCUGGGGGUGUUCAAUCCGGCACUGGCGCUCUCCCAACUGGGAAACACCGCCUACACACAAAUCCUAGAGAAUCUCUCUCAAACGACAGGAUACAUCAACCCAGUCGCGGCGUUGGCGCUUCAGCUGCAGCAAGUGCAACAGUUGGCUGCCGCGAAUGGACAAGCUGCUGUGGCAGCAGCAGCCGCCGCCAACCCGGCGGCUUUGACGGGUCUGGGUUUGAACCCUGCGACUGGCCUGCCUCUGUUCCCCCCGGGCCCGGGUAGCACCCACUCCCACCACCACCACCCGCACCCUCACGCACACCCCCACCUUCAAGCGCCGGGUCUGGCGGCGAUGGGGGCGGCUUCACCGAAUGGCGCCGGCGGUGUUAGCCACGCGCAAAGCUCCAACGCAAACAACGCACCUCCAAUCACAGUCGCGACCGCCGCAAAUGGUGCCAACCAAUCAGGCACGACUGCGACUCCGGGCCCACCAAUUAGUUUGUGCAACGGUGGUGCGGCUGCGCUCAGUGCUGCAUUGGCCGCCAAUCAACAAAACAAUAUGGCGAUCGCAGCCGCAGCAUUAGUGGCCGGAGCCGGAUUAAAUGGGCCAGCGCCUGGGAUCAAUCUGAGCUCCCUGGCUUCCCCCAUACCCGCCCUGGCAACCGACCCCCUCUCGCACCUCUACAACCACUACGCUCACUACGGCCUAUCUCCUUAUGGCCAAGGGGCGCCUGCUCCAUUGCCUCAAAUAGCCUCAUUGGCACAACAGGCCCUAAAUUUACCAGUUCAGCAAAAGGAAGGUUCCCGGGAUCUAAUCCUUACGGGUCCGGAGGGCUGCAACCUGUUCAUAUAUCAUCUGCCGCAGGAGUUUGGCGACCCCGAGCUGGCUCAAAUGUUUAUGCCCUUUGGCACGGUCAUUAGUGCCAAAGUCUACGUCGAUAGAGCCACGAGCCAAAGCAAGUGCUUCGGCUUUGUGAGUUUUGAUAAUCCCGCAAACGCAUUAGCCGCAAUUCAAGCCAUGAAUGGAUUCCAAAUAGGCAUGAAGCGACUCAAGGUGCAGCUUAAGCGUCCCAAAAACGACUCUUCAAAGCCGUACUAA